AUGUUGGAUGUAGUGGGAGAAAGUCAGCAGAAUUCACAGUCUAAUGCAAUGCCUUCACUAUGUUGUCCUGAGUGUGAAUAUUACACCGCGUCAUCCUUUGAACUUCGGAAACAUAUUAUGGUUUUUCACCUAGAUAUGUCAAGUCAUCCCUUUGAGCUGCACAUUUUUACGUGUUCCACUUGUGGUGCAUCAUCAACCAACCAGGUUCAAAUAAAAGAUCAUCUUCAAAUCUUUCAUUCUACAGACCUUAAGCCGACGAUCAUGGCACAGCGUAUUGUAUUAGGUACAUCUGAUACUGAUGACUUUCACUGUUCAAGUGAAUCAGAUGAUGAAUGUGAAGAAAACACUGUUCCUGAAAGAAAAGAAUCUAACACAACGUGCCCACCAUCUACGCACUCUGAUGAAAAACAAUUCACCGAGAUGACAUCCAGUACGUCGCCUUCUCAUCAAACAACUGAAAUUGUAUCUUCAGAUUCUAAUCCAAAGUUGUCUCCUUUAAAAUCUGAUAAAAGUGUUACUGGCAAACAGCCUCGUGUGAUUUGGCAAGACUGGUCGAAGUUGAUCGCGCGAUCUGAUAAGAAGUUCAUCUGCUUAGUUUGCAAACGUUUUAUCUACAGUGGUCGUACGGAGGUGGUUUUCCAUGCUGUUACAAGGCAUCUACUUGCAAAAGAAAUUGAAAAUGAUUUAUCACAAUAUGGACGAUUGUCAGAACAAAUAAAAAGGCAAAUAGGUCGAUAUUUUGCUGAUGGUAUGCGUAUCCGUUCAGGUGUUCACUAUAAAGAUGCUAAACGUGUAGAAGCUGCUCUUUUUCGUUCCAUUGAAUUACAUCUGCGUUAUCAACCAGUAUCUACUAGUGAAAAUAGUCGAGAAAAGGCAACCAGUUUCAUUUGUUCUGGUUGUAAAACUAGUUUUAAUGAAUUACAGGUCGCUUCUGCACAUGUCAAUGAUGAGUUACGUGCUUCUCUUCCAGAGUUUAUGCGUGCUCGUUCCUGUCCCUGGUCACUCAGUACACGAGAAGAAUGGGUAUGGAUUGUUCCUGAUUUCCCGGUUAAACCGUUACCUCCGAAAUCAGAAAUUACUGAUUGUAGCACCAAUAGUGAAUCUGAUACUCCUAGAGUAGUUAAUCUUCCUGAUACACAAACACCUGUAACCCUCAGUGAUCGUAUCUAUAAAAUAGAACCACCGGAGAAUAAUUUACCACAAACACUUAGAAUAAACACCAGUACAAUUACUCCUGCUAUGACUAUUACUGUUGCAAAUAGUAGCAAUACUAUCAAUCGAAUUGACGGUACGCCUGAAUGCAUCACUAUACCAACUAUUUCACCGUGUUCUUUAAAAACUGUCUCUGGUUUUCUUCCAGUCCCGAUUAUGUCUAUUCAUCCCGGUUCUACGUUCAGUUUCACUAGUCCAACGCUUGAAUUCACUUCACAAACCUUACAGCCUAGUCAUCAAUCAAUUAUACCUAUCAGUUGUAUAUUGACCACUAAUCCGUUAUCUUAA
Molecule: messenger RNA, 1500 nt
Organism: Trichobilharzia regenti
Lineage: Eukaryota; Metazoa; Platyhelminthes; Trematoda; Strigeidida; Schistosomatidae
Source: the annotation of a GenBank genome assembly